Haliotis rufescens (red abalone) is the source of this 1821-nucleotide messenger RNA. Its product is annotated as chorion peroxidase-like. Bases 1 to 1821 code for a protein of 606 amino acids. Gene Ontology annotation, molecular function: peroxidase activity; heme binding. Gene Ontology annotation, biological process: response to oxidative stress. Lineage: Eukaryota; Metazoa; Mollusca; Gastropoda; Lepetellida; Haliotidae. The record is from RefSeq and is a predicted model, not a curated record. The transcript has 11 exons.
AUGAAAGUUGUGUUGUUUGUGUGUAUGUUGACCGCGGUCACUGCUGGAGAGGCGGACACAGAGGUAAACAACAUCAAAUCCGUCAUUGAGCAACUCCAGGCAAUACAAUCAGAUCUGUUUGGAAUGGACCGUGAGACCAACAAGAAAUUCCCUGAUUUGUCCAAAACGAACAAUUAUGUUGCUGGUGCGACACAAAGUUCACCAACGACGUGGGUUGACCACCAAGGAACAGUUAAAAGACAAACGCUGGACAGAGAAAUCAGAAUAAUGGACAUGAUGUUCAGACUCCUGCAUGGUGAUGACGAAGACAAUUAUGUUGUUUGUACACUGGCUGACGCCGCCGAGACGUCUCAGAUCUCUUUAGAUGACAUCAGCACAUCCAAGUAUCAAGACAAACACACCAUUAGACGGCGCUCUAUCGACUGCAAACAAGACGUCGGCUACCGGACAAUGGACGGAAGUUGCAACAAUGCUCGCUGGCCAGCCUGGGGAUCCACCAACCAACCAUUCAAGAGAUUUAUUGAUCCUGCAUAUGAUGAUGGCAAGUUCGUUCCCCGAAUGAGAGGCGUUGAUGGUUAUCCCCUUCCCAGUCCACGUGCCAUCAGUGUGGCCGUACAUCCGGGAGUUGACAGUCCUUCUAACGACCACACGGUGAUGGUGAUGCAGUGGGGGCAGUUUGUGGACCAUGAUCUCACCGGAACUCCUCUCCAUGCAGAUACCCGGGAACAGUUGAACCUACUGACGUCCUUCGUGGACGCCUCUAACGUGUACGGCCUCAGUCAGGAUCAGAUCAAUCACCUCAGGAACGGACCCUACUUAAAAAUCAAGGGAGAUAACCUGUUGCCAGAAUCCAACCAAGGCAACUGUCGAACAAGCAAGACCAACGAAUGGUGUUUUGAAGCUGGUGACGACCGUGUGAACGUGUUCCCUGGUCUGGCCGUGCUACACACCGUGUUUGUCCGAGAACACAACCGUCUUGUCAAAGAACUUGCUGAUGUCAUGCCAUCGACCACUCCUGAUGAUGUCUUGUUUGAAGAGGCCAGAAAGAUCGUGUCAGCCAUCAUCCAACAAGUCACCUACCGCGAAUGGUUGCCCAUUAUUGUUGGGCCCUUGGCCAUGAGGAAGUACAGACUGACCCCUGGCUUCAGCUUCAGGUACAACAUCACCCAAAACCCCACCAUCUACAACGUCUUUGCCACCGCCGCCUUCAGAUACGGCCACUCCACCAUUCCACGUUUCCUGACCCUCGGAGAUCGACAUGUACCCAUAGAACAGCUCUUCAACAGACCUUCUGAAGUCAUCAAAGAUUUGGACACCGUGCUGAAGGCUAUCCUCAAGGACAGACAUCAGGAGGUUAACCGAUUCAUCAACAGUGGGAUGACUGAGCAUUUGUUUGAGACGUCGGGCAAUAACGGCUUUGACAUCGUGUCCUUAAACAUUCAGAGAGGUCGUGACCAUGGCCUGCCAUCAUACAACAACUUCCGCAAGGCAUGCCAGCUAUCGGAAGUGACUUCAUUUGAUGACAGUGUAUUUGGUAAAGCAGGACCUGCUUUGAAAAGUGUAUACAGUUCCCCUGAUGACAUCGACAUAUUUACCGGUGCAGUAGCUGAACAACACUUGCAUGGCGGUGCAGUGGGCCCACUCCUCGCUUGUCUGAUUGGUCAACAGUUUCAUGAUCUGAAAUAUGGCGACUCAUUCUGGUUCGAAACAUCUCAUCCAAGAAAGGGCUUUACAUCAGGUACUGCCAAAUCUGUUUGUAUUUCUGCGUGCUUGUAUGGUUUGUUAACAUAUUUGUUUUAUGUCAAAAUAUGUACUUAUUAG